Molecule: messenger RNA, 6146 nt
Organism: Betta splendens (Siamese fighting fish)
Lineage: Eukaryota; Metazoa; Chordata; Actinopteri; Anabantiformes; Osphronemidae
Product: brevican core protein-like
Exons: 16
Coding region: 192-4877 (1561 amino acids)
Biological process (GO): cell adhesion
Molecular function (GO): hyaluronic acid binding; calcium ion binding
Source: RefSeq, a predicted model, not a curated record
CCUCUCCCAUAAUGUCCGCACAACAGCGAGCGUAGAGUGGAUUUGAACUUGCAGCCAGCACUGAGAGGUGGAAGGAGCGAGACCAGCACACUCCGCGGUUCAUUUGGCAUCCAAAUUAGUUUGGAAAAGUCCUCAAACGAGCCACCUGGGUUCUUGGACCUACUUUUUAGGACUCACAAGAGACUUUGAGGAUGAUUCUUCAGCUCCUCCUGCACCUGUUCUGCCUGGUGUGUCUGUGUUCUGGUCGGCCCCAGCCAGCAUCAUCACAGACACUGAAGAUGGAGAGGAUGUCUUUAGCAGCCGGCUCCCUGGCGAGCAGAGUUGUCCUACCGUGUCACUUUCCCCUCCUCCCCGCUGGGGCUCCCCUCUCCUCCAGUCCUGACCACCAAUUGAGGAUCAAGUGGACGAAGCUGGAGGGAGACAGCGAGAAGGUGGUCCUGGUGACCCAGGGGGCAGUGGUCAAGGUUGGGCUGGAGUACAGAAACAGGGUGUCGGUGCCCACUUACCCGCUGUCCGGCUGGGACGCCUCUCUGCUGAUGGAGCAGCUCCGGGCCAGUGAUGCUGGGCUGUACCGCUGUGAGGUCAUGCACGGGAUGGAGAAUACGCAGGACAUCGUGAGGCUCAACGUCACCGGUGUGGUGUUCCACUACCGAGCCAGCUCCAGCCGCUACACCCUGGACUUCCUCAGCGCUGUGCAGGCGUGUUUCGCUGCAGGUGCCUCCAUCGCGACGCCCGAGCAGCUCAACGCCGCCUUUGAGGACGGCUUCGACCAGUGUGACGCAGGCUGGCUCGCCGACCAGUCAGUCAGGUACCCGAUCACAGCACCUCGCCCCGGAUGCUCAGGCGAUCUGCUGAGCAGGCCAGGAGUGAGAUCGUACGGCGUUCGCGACCCCAAGGAGAUGUAUGACGUGUACUGCUACGUAGAUAAACUAUAUGGCGAGGUCUUCUACCCUCCUACUCUUGUGGACAAAGUCACCCUUCAGGAGGCCAGAGACGAGUGCGAGAAGCACGACGCCGUGCUGGCGUCUCCCGGUCAGCUGUUCGCAGCCUGGAGGGCGGGGUUCAACCGCUGCGACUACGGCUGGCUGUCCGACGGCAGCGUCCGCUACCCCAUCACCGUCCCCCGGCCUCAGUGCGGAGGAGGCCAGCUGGGGGUCCGCACGCUCUACAAGUACAAGGACCAAACGGGCUACCCAGACCCCACGGACAGACACGGAGCUUUCUGCUUCAAAGCCAACCUCCCAGAACUGACCGCUCCGCCGAUGGCCCCGACUCCCGCUCCAUCCCCAGACUCACCAGUCGACUACGAUUCAAACAUUGGCGUGGUGGAGUCUGUACCAGACAUCAAAGCUUUGCCAGAGCUUCUGGCCUCAGCGACUCCCCCUCCCACACCGGCUCCACUCAUACAUGUAGAUAUAGCUGAAGUCCAAGCCAGGGGGCCCGAGCCUGCCACAGCCACAGACUCGUCAGUCGACUAUGAAGCCAAAGACAGUGGCAGGGUAGAGUCUGUACCAGUCAGGGAGGGUGCUAUAGUGACUGACUCCCCUUACGCCACAGCCUCAGUGAUCACCACCGCCCUCAUUUCUGACCACGACUCCCAAAACACUGGCAUGGUAGAGUCUGUUCCAGGUAUUGUCCCAGAGAUCAUGGCCUCAGUGACCCAGGCUCCCGGUCUACCCACGUAUGACGCUACAGAUUUACCCCACAUGGUGCUGCCUCCCUUGCCCACCAGUCGAACCAAGACCCCGCACCUUGACAUCUCUUCUGAAGGCCAGACGGGGUCGGACCGAGGGCAGCACAGCGGCAGCGGGGACGAGGGCCCCAGCCGACCCCUGACCCCAGCAGAGGCGCCCGAAACCACAUCCUCUACAGCACUGAACACCACGGACCGUGUGGUACCGGAGACCAUGGGCACAGACCUGGGUUUUACAGCCGGGGCCGAACAGGUGGGGCGAGAUCCUGCAGUGGUUUACAAAACGCCGGGUACCACACAAGAAGCGCUGGCGCUAAGGCCCAACGAGUCUCUAGCCUCCCCAAGGGAUGAAAAGAAAACAGUUCACUUCAUCGUGGUCAGUGUGAUGAACCAGAAUCAGUCAGUUGACCACAUCGUGGACAUCCUGAAACAGCCGGGCACCAAUGUCUCUCAGCCCGGUUUCCCUCAGCUCAUAGACCUUUCACGUUUACCCUCUGAAGUGAUGCAGAGCAUAGGGGACAUCGACGCUGACAGGCCUUCGCUAACGGAUCAGCUUCCAACCAUCAGCUUUGUCAACGGGAACCACGAACAGAAGCAUGAGCCUGAGCUGCCACUGGAAGCUCGUGGAGAUACAUUUGAGACGGCCGCUCCUGUUCAGGUACACGUGAUGGAAAACGAGACAGAGAUAAAGGAUGGAAAGGAGGAGAAGGAUUGGGAACCGGACAACGAGACUUAUUUUGACCCCUUGGCCACAGAGGAAGUCACCGAUCUGAAAGACACGUCCCCAGAUAUAGUUUUCACUAUAUCUGAGUUUGAUGAUCUGUCCACUCAGACACCAAGUGAUCAAACAGCAGCAAUGGGAGCGUUCACCACCGUGAGCCCACAUGUUCCGUUCCUUUCACCUACCACGCCGUCAGCGCCUGGCGUCUCCCAGCCCGGCACUGGCUUCAUCUCCGCCUAUGAAGGCUAUGAGGGCUCUGGAACUGCCACCACUGAGGAGCCUUCACAGGAGAGCGCUGCGGCCCACGUGACGCCCACUCAAGCUACCGGCAGCCUGUCCGGCGUCAUGACCGACGAGGCCGAGGUUGGAGGGACCGAGCCGACGACCUUUAUCCCCCAACCGCAGUCGCAGGAAACCACCGCCCAGGCCCAGAUGGAGGACGGAUCUGCCUCUGGCGUAGAAGAAACGUCAGGACAGGACUUUGACUCAACUGAGACGCCCGAGGUUUCCAUCACCCUCCUGUCUACUCACUCUACUCUUCACACCCAGCAACCUCAACCUGCAGCAGGCACUGACGUCACAGAGGUCCCACUAGGUUUACCAGAGGUAGACACCUUCACAGAACCAGGGUCAGGUGCACAGGAGUCAUCUGUAGAGAAGGAGCAACAUCUGGUUACCCUCACUGGACAGGCUGUUGUUACAGUUCUACCAGCGGUGGACACCUUCACAGAACCCGGGUCAGGUGCACAGGAGUCAUCUGUAGAGAAAGAGCGACACCUGGAUGACCUUACUAGAAAGGCAGCUGUUACAGCUGUACCAGCGGUGGACACCUUUACAGAACCCGGGUCAGGUGCACAGGAGCUGCCCAGAGAGAAGGAGCAACAUCUGGUUAACCUCACUGGACAGGCUGCUGAUACAGUUCUACCGGCUGGGGAGACCUUCGCAGAACCCGGGUCAGGUGCACAGGAGUCCCCUGUAGAGAGGGAGCAACAUCUGGAUGACCUUACUAGAAAGGCAGCUGUUACACUUCUACCUGUUGUGGCUGGUGCUGGACGGCAAACUACACCCAUUCAAAGCCUAACCUUUCAACCUAGUGCAGCGCCAGCUUCCACUGAGCCCUCGUUCGCUACCAAAGAUGAUGGGAGACAUCCCACUGUUACCAGCACUGAGCCUGCGCCCGCCCUCACCAAACAGACCACUGAGUCACACAGAGACCAUCCUGCCGCAGAUUCCUUGGGGCACGCGGGGCAGCCGACGAAUUCCACCGCUCUGCCCUCGCACGCCCACGACCAAAGCACUUUCUCCAUCCCCAAGUGGGCUCUGACCUCGGAUCCAGCAGCCGCUACGCUUCCCGACGAUAGAUUUGGGGACUAUGGCAGAGGAAUCGGGCUUUCUGUGGUGGAGGCGCUUCCACAGGAACGCAAAGAGGCCGUGACUACAGAGCAACCAGAGCCCGGUACUGAGUCCAGUUCUACUGUAGCGGCCAGCCCCGUGGAUGUCAGAGAUCUGCUGCCUUGCUCAGAGAACCCGUGUCACAACGGGGGCUCGUGCUUCAAGAAGGGAGAGCAGAAUACCUGCGUCUGUGCACCUGGAUUCACCGGGCCGCAGUGUGAAACAGAUGUUGACGAGUGCCAGUCUAACCCGUGUCUGAAUGGAGCCACCUGUAUGGAUGGGAUUAACUCCUUCACCUGUCUCUGUCUGCCCAGCUACGCAGGAGAGCUCUGCGAGCAAGACACCGAGGUUUGUGGGUUCGGUUGGCAGAAGUUUCAGUCUCACUGCUACAAGUACUUCACCCAUCGCCGCACCUGGGACGCUGCAGAGAGGGAGUGUCGCCUGCACGGCGCGCACCUGACCAGCGUCCUGUCGCAGGAGGAGCAGCACUUCGUCAACCGUCUGGGCAGCGAUUACCAGUGGAUCGGCCUCAACGACAAGAUGUUUGAGAGGGACUUCAGAUGGACCGAUGGCAAAACCAUGCAAUACGACUUCUGGAGGCCCAACCAGCCCGACAGCUUCUUCCAGUCAGGAGAGGACUGCGUGGUGAUGAUCUGGCACGAGGGAGGACAGUGGAACGACGUGCCCUGCAACUACCACCUGACCUUCACCUGCAAAAAGGGAGCAGUGUCGUGUGGGCAGCCUCCCGUGGUGAAGAGCGCUCGAGUGUUCGGGGCCACUAAGCCUCAAUACGAGAUCGGCUCCCUGGUCCGCUACCACUGCAAAGAGGGCUUCAUCCAGAGACACCCCCCCACCGUGCGCUGCCGGGCCGACGGCCGGUGGGAAACGCCCAAGGUCACCUGCACGAGCCCUGCAACCUACCACAAGUCUGCGACCCUGCGUCUCCGCGGCAACCACAGCGACGAGCAGCAGCACCACGGCAACCACAUCCACCCGCACCUCGUCGGCGACGCGCUGCAGAACCUGCUGAGGGAGAAGAGGCAGCAGCAGCGGCAUCAGACGAGGCAGUGAUGGCGGCAGGUCGUCUGCGUGGACGCAGAGGCGCCGACGGACACGUUGAACACUCCACCACAUGAACUGUAACACUCGUGAGAAUGCAGUCGAUUUGUAAAGCAUCCCCCCACAGCAGCAGAGCUCCCAACGGGACCCGGCUGCGCUCCGUCCGACGGCCACUGCCUCCGCCAGAUCUCAUCCUAAAGGUGCCCCGCUGAGUUUUAGAAGCGCCGCCACGCUCACACCUUUAACUUUAUACAGCCAUGUACUGGCAGAACGCUCUCUAGGGACCACUAUAACCAGCGCGGCGGUGGACGGGCCGCAGAACAGCCGCGCCACAGAAACCGGAAGGUCAGGUUGCGCUGUGAGUAACGUAGUCUGUUUCUCUGGCGUCCUCCUCGCCUUCGAUCCAUCACAUCAGCCACGUGCAGAUGUUGAGCUCGAAGGUCAAAAACUCCGCAGGGCACCUUUAAUUUAGUGAGAACACGGCACAUACUGUACAAACGAGGCGUCGCCCGCUGUUUGUUUUUUUAUUAUUUGAGCCGGCUCAGUAGAACUUUAGAGGCUUUUACGGUUUUGUCCCACAACAUUUCCAAGUGGUUUAGUUUCCGGUUGAGCUGCUCGUCGUGAAGGUUGGUUUCAAACAUAUAAGCAGUUUUAUGUAAUGAGCAGCACCAAGAAAUAAAAAGACAAGUGGCCGUUAUGAAUGUGCUGUUAGCUGUUAUGAUAGAAUAAAUAAUAUAGAUACUAUAUGAAGCCAUAUGAAUCUAACUUAUUGUAUACGUUAAAACUAUAAAUGAACUGUGAUAUUAAAUAAAGCGAUUCCAUCAAAAGCUGUUCUCUCAUGUUGAAACGCUACAACGUUGUUGUUGGACCUGCCUCCGUGUGCGUCUCCUGCCACGUCACGCGUUCUGUCGCUCCACAGCCACACAUUCAGCACCAAAAUGCUUCUUCUACGUUAUGAAGGUGAGUUUUUACUUUUUUUUUGCAGAUCUGGAAUCUGAUUCUUACACCAGCGAAUGUGAAACAAUAGCUUCUGUGUCGUUUGAACCCUCUGUAUAUGCAUUUUGAAAAUGUUUUCUCCUGGUUCUGUGCUUGUUGAGUUGUUGAUCUGUUUUUUGGAGACAUUCUUUCCUUCACCAUUCACGUUCCUGUAGAAAUAUCCGUCAUCACUGCUGCUGUUUGUGCAGUAAUACAAAGUACUUUAACACAACCUCUUUUAUGUUUUAUUUUCUAUGACAUCAUAGUAUUUCCCCAAACUGCAAAUAAACUGGUUGAGUUACUUUA